Molecule: messenger RNA, 2479 nt
Organism: Nerophis ophidion (straightnose pipefish)
Lineage: Eukaryota; Metazoa; Chordata; Actinopteri; Syngnathiformes; Syngnathidae
Exons: 8
Coding region: 76-1662 (528 amino acids)
Biological process (GO): egg coat formation; positive regulation of acrosome reaction; binding of sperm to zona pellucida
Cellular component (GO): extracellular matrix
Molecular function (GO): acrosin binding
Source: RefSeq, a predicted model, not a curated record
CAACCCUAGCGGCUAAUUAACUCCAGCUGUGAGUAUAACGUACGUCUACACGCGCGCAAUUAGCGAGGAAAGACCAUGCAAAGACGACAUAUUUACUUCUUACUGGGCGUCUUAGCACCUGUUAGCCUUAUUGGCUCUUCGUUAGCUCUUAGGAGAGAAAGAAAGUUAUCAAAAUUGCAAAAAGCGUCGACAUUAAACAAGUUUCCUGCCCCAGUCUUAAUGGGCCAUUUUCAGCGAGCAUCACCACCCAGGACGACAUCGCUUCCCGACGUUUCCGUCACCUGCUCCACCACCGACCUUGUUGUCCGAGUCAAGCCUUCUUUCUUCGGGUUCGGUGCGGACGAGUCGGAGCUCAAGCUGGGCAGCAACUGCAAGGGCACCGGUGUCCUCCGACCGUACGGGGACAUCCUCUUCACCUACCCGCUGACGGCGUGCGACUCCAGGCGUGAGGCGACGCGCGACUUUUUGAUCUACAAAUACAUCCUCCAUUAUGAACCUUCGAGCAAUAGGUUUCCAAGAAGGAUCAAGCCUCAGAUCGAUGUCGACAUUGAAUGUCGAUAUCAAAGGUACCACCAUGUGUACAAGCUGGCAGUCAAGCCCACAUGGCAAGAUGCUGUUGUGCGUAAAACCCUGAAAGCGCGUCGAGAUGUGUUCCUAAUCCAAAUGAUGGAUGAUUCAUGGAAGAACUCUGUCAAUACUCGGGUGUACCAACUUGGGCAGAAGGUUCAUGUCCAAGUCUCUGCUCCACAUCUGCCCGCUGGAAGGAAAUUGUACAUCGACAGCUGCCAUGCUUCACUAGCUAGCAGCUCUUCUUCAUCCCACAAAUACACAAUCAUUGGACAUUUAGGUUGCAUGCUGGACAGCAAGCGGUACCCAGGAGGGGCUUCUCAGUUCAUCUCUCACACAAACAAGACCUUGAGAUUCUCAUUCCAAGCUUUCCAGUUCAUUUCUGACCCAGACAAAGAGAUUAAGAUUCACUGCAAAUUAUUUGUCACAUCAGAGAAGCCAGGUCCAGCACACAAAUCAUGCACCUACAAAGAGGACAGGUGGAGGGCUCUCUCAGGGGACGACUCCAUAUGUGAGUGCUGUGAUUCACGAUGUGAGACCUUCAAGUCGCACAAAACCUUCCUGGAAGGUUCCGUAAGGAGUGCGUUGCUGGUUGCCGAUGAGCCGCUUGCAGAGGAAGGAUUACUGCCUGUCAGAAGACCAAAUCAUCUCCAACACCCAAGUGUGAAUGGAUCCAAGCAUGAUGAAGAUGAAGGAACAAAAAUGCUAAUUCUAGAAAAAAAGAAAGAACUUGCAGUCGAGAAAUUUGCCAACCCAAAGUGGAAAAAGUCAGAAGAGAGCGUUUCAAAUGAGUUCGGAGAAAACGGAUCGGGAUAUGAAGUUGAGGACGACUUUUCAGAGAAGUUAAAGGAAGAACUUGGAAGAAAGUUAGUCCAAGUCAAUCAAACAAAAGGGAAAGCGUUGCAUGAAUGGCUGCAGUCGCAGGGAAUGUUAGCGUCACAAGUCACACAGCAGAGAAAUGUGCUGCAAUUUGAAGACCCAGGCGACGAAGAAAAGCAUAAUCGCACACAUGGGACAAGAACACAAUUCUUUGAGGUCCACAAUGAUGAGCAAGGGGAUGACAAAGAGCAGACCUGGUAUUUCCCAUGGAGGUAGCUUCUUCACAUCUCAAUAAAAUGUCACAUUUCAGUUAAGGUGUUCAUUAUUUUGUCUUUCAACUAAGCACAGCACAUGGACAAUCUCCAAUCGGCUUGAGGUGUAUGAAAAAGACUAAGUAAUGAAUAUCGUGUUAACCAUUCCUGAACACUAAUACAGAAUAUACUUGGUAGUUCAUCGUUCUGUCCUACAGGUAUUCAGGCCAACCGUGAAAUAAGGGCAAGAGAAAUCUUUCAAUCAAAUGCAUUAACAAUCACAAUCUUAAUGUCCAUAAAUCUUUAUUCUUUCCUUUUUAUACAUGAUUUAUUACAUUAGUCUCUGAAAUAGGGUUCAAAGCAGAAAUAUCCCACUAUUUGAGCCAAAAGCAGCAAAUAAAUGUGUUCUAAAGGAAUUUCAGUAUAACUUGACAUUUACUGACCCCAGAUUACAUUAUGGGUCAUGAACACAUAACCUUAAAUGAAAGGGUGACAGUGAAUUUGUGAGAAAAGAACACAAAUUAAUAUAAGAGCUAUGCAUAAACACUUGAUUUAUUGGUCACAACUUACAUCCGUUGGGACCCUCUUUUUUUUCAACAACAGCAAAAAUAACUUAAGAUUCAUUUUCUGUCACAUGUUUUUGGAAACGUCUUUGGUAAAUGACAUCAACAUGCUAUAUUUACAGCCCAGCCCCCUUAAGUCCCGUUGUUGGAAUUUUGAUCCCACACUUAUUCAGCAGGACAUACGGUACAAUCGAUUUCAAACAGCAGGAAGCAGUACUUAUCUCUCGCAGCAGUAAAGCUGAGAACGAAGAAAACAUACUGUGUCUACAAAGUUACAUG